AUGGCGAGCUGGAGACGAUGGUCGGUAUGUGUGGCACUGGCCAUUGGGACGACGGCGCUGCUGGUCGCUGAGCAAGAGGUCUCGUCGGUCCAUGUCGAAGUUUUCACCAACUCGAUCGAAGAGUUUGCGGAAGAAGCGGCUUUCGACCGCAAAAACUGCGAGGUGCACAACGUGACGCUGCGUCAUCGGAGCUUGACGUACUAUGACGUCAACUCGUACGUGGCUUGCUCGAAUGGCCAGGCAAGCUGCUACUUGAUUGAACGUGUGCACGAGAAGGCGACGGAGGUGGCGUGUCCGACUGAGAACUUCCAGCAACGGAUCGACGAGGAGACUGCAUACCGAACGCAGGUAGCGAAGGCUCCAGUGGACGUUGCUGAAGAUGACGGUCGCCGUCGGUUAUCCCUCAUCGUGGUCUCAACGACUCGCACUUGGGACGGCGGUGUCGUGUGCUACGAAAUGAGUAGCGAGUUCCCGUUUCAACCCAAGCAGAAGAAGUACAUUCACCUGGCCAUGGGCAAGUACGAGAACAGUACGAACGUGCGUUUUGUGCCCUUAGCCACGUGUGAAAACGAGCGUCUUUCGUACUGUGACUCGUGUGCGAAUUGGGUGGACUUCAAGCACCCGACGAGCGGUCGGGACUGCAACUCGAGUAUUGGCAUUACGGACGAAGGUGCUCAGGUCAUGAACCUCGCGGAUCGGUGCUUUGUAGUAGACGACGAGCUCAAGACCGUGUACGGCUCGGCCAUGCACGAAAUCGGGCAUUCCAUUGGCUUGUACCAUGAACACCAGCACCCGAGCCGCAGUGUCGCUGUCUUUUGGGACGCGAUUGAACAGGGCAUCUGGAGCGAAUUGGCCAUUCGUGACGUCAGUGUGGGAGGUCCUUACGAUCAGGAGAGCGUCAUGCACUACCCAAUGUCGUACGGCUUUUGCCAACCGAAUUUCUGCAACAACUCGACUGUGAAGACCGAGUGUGUCGAGGAAGGCACAAAGUUCUGCAACUUGAACGACGAGGACGACGAUUGCGUCGACAUUACCAAGGACAUGUGCAACAAGACGGCCACGGAAGCCAUCGGGCAGCGAAAGGAUCUCAGUGCCGGCGACGUUGCUGCAAUCAACGAGCUCUAUCCGACUGCAGCCUGGCCGGUAUCGAAAUCCAAGAUUGGCGUCUGA
This is a messenger RNA of Peronospora matthiolae, 1170 nucleotides long. Lineage: Eukaryota; Oomycota; Peronosporomycetes; Peronosporales; Peronosporaceae. The record is from the annotation of a GenBank genome assembly.